Messenger RNA from Plutella xylostella (diamondback moth), 634 nucleotides. RefSeq lists its product as uncharacterized. Gene Ontology annotation, cellular component: membrane. The record is from RefSeq and is a predicted model, not a curated record. Lineage: Eukaryota; Metazoa; Arthropoda; Insecta; Lepidoptera; Plutellidae.
GUCAACUGUCAUUGCUUGCUUUUUCAAAGGCGAAGCAUCAUUUAAAAUUACAUUUAUUUUGAUUUUCAUUACAAUAAAAACUGCAACUUUCCCGUUCAAAAUGAUUCCGAGUGAGGUUUUCAUGGACGACUACAUGAGUGCCAUAAUACGCUAUGGAUUAUACAUCGGGGCAGUAUUUCAAGUGGCCUGCCUGUUCGCCUGCGUGACUUUAACUGAUGAACAGAGUGAUCAUCAUCAACAUGACAAAGCAUUCACUGAUAGUUCCGAGUGCAGCUCAGAACAAUCCUCUCCGGGCCACAGACCAGCCAUUUCGAGGCCGCGACGUCAUGACAAAAAGAAGAGGCGUUAGUGGAAACGAUUCAUAAAAUAAUUUUACUAAAAUAUUAUUGGAAUAGAAUCUCACAUUAUGUAUUAAUGUUUAGACUAUGCAAGUGGUUUGAAAAUGUAAGAUUUUAUUAACUUAAACCGUAGGCAAAGCAACUUUUGUUGAUCUAGCAGCCUCCACGGAGCAGUAGCCCAACAUUUGUGGUUCUUGGCUGAACCUCUAUAUUUUGGUUGAGACAUUAAGAUUUAAAAAUAAGAUAUUAUUGUGUUGGUUACUUUUCUAAAUCAGUCAGUUCUUGUACAUGUUACU